Molecule: messenger RNA, 2704 nt
Organism: Coregonus clupeaformis (lake whitefish)
Lineage: Eukaryota; Metazoa; Chordata; Actinopteri; Salmoniformes; Salmonidae
Product: ubiquitin carboxyl-terminal hydrolase 12
Exons: 9
Coding region: 487-1593 (368 amino acids)
Biological process (GO): protein deubiquitination
Cellular component (GO): nucleus; cytosol
Molecular function (GO): cysteine-type endopeptidase activity; cysteine-type deubiquitinase activity
Source: RefSeq, a predicted model, not a curated record
UUGACGCACUGUGAAGCUUCAUGUCAGUGAACUGAGUGCUGAGCGACUCAUCUGAUAGCUAGCUACAAAUUUUGUUUGCAAAUGAAUGGGGGAAAAAAUGCAUAUGUUGUACUUGUGCCUCAUCGAAAGAUUUUAUUAAUGAACUGCUGACCGUGGCAGAUUGCUAACUAUGUCGCUAGUUACACAAGUAAAUUGGAUUAUCGUCUUCAAAACAUAGCCUGAUCAAAGAUUCAGUGAGCUUGACUCUGGUUGAUUACAGUCGUCAAUCUAUGCACAGCUGUGUCCAGAAUUCCACAUGUGGGCAUACUUGUGCAUUUUAUAUUAUGUACGCCACAGAACAUGGUCAUCAGAUGGAGAUAAUUUAGCACGGCGCUAAGACCAAGCGGAACUCUCAUCGCCCGUCCAGCAGUGGGCCCUCACGAGGGUCCUCCUCGCCUCUGUGCGGUGAUUGGGUGGAAGAUGGCGCUGGGCGAAUGAAAAAUCCUAAUGACAGUUUCCAAAUUUGCCUCUUUUUGUACCAUGGGCGCCAAUGCCUCCGCUCUGGAGAAAGAGAUUGGCUCAGAGCAGUUCCCUGUCAACGAGCACUACUUCGGAUUGGUCAACUUUGGGAACACCUGCUACUGUAACUCGGUGCUGCAGGCUCUGUAUUUCUGCCGUCCAUUCCGGGAGAAGAUCCUGGCCUACCGCAGCCAACCCCGACGCAAGGAGAACCUGCUGACCUGCCUGGCCGACCUGUUCCACAGCAUCGCCAACCAGAAGAGGAAGGUGGGAGUCAUACCACCCAAGAAGUUCAUCACGCGCCUACGCAAGGAGAAUGAGCUGUUUGACAACUACAUGCAACAGGAUGCCCAUGAGUUCCUGAACUACCUGCUCAACACCAUCGCUGACCUGCUGCAGGAGGAGAGGAAGCAGGACAAGACCAACGGCCGCCUGGCCAAUGGCUCGCUCGACUCCCAGAACCACAACAGCAACGCCCCGCCCCCCUCCACCUGGGUCCAUGAGAUCUUCCAGGGAACCCUCACCAACGAGACCCGCUGCCUCACCUGCGAAACGAUCAGCAGCAAAGAUGAAGACUUCCUGGACCUGUCAGUGGAUGUGGAACAGAACACGUCCAUCACACACUGUCUCAGGGGGUUUAGUAACACAGAGACUCUCUGCAGUGAGUAUAAGUACUACUGUGAAGAAUGUAGAAGCAAACAGGAGGCACACAAAAGGAUGCGUGUGAAGAAGCUGCCUAUGAUCCUGGCUCUACACCUGAAGAGGUUUAAGUACAUGGAGCAGCUGCAGCGCUACACCAAGCUGUCCUAUCGCGUCGUCUUCCCUCUGGAGCUCCGCCUCUUCAACACCUCUGGAGAUGCAACCAAUCCUGAGAGACUCUACGACCUGGUCGCUGUCGUGGUGCAUUGUGGAAGUGGCCCAAACCGAGGACACUACAUCGCCAUUGUGAAGAGUCACGACUUCUGGCUGCUGUUUGAUGACGACAUUGUAGAGAAGAUAGACGCCCAGGCCAUAGAGGAGUUCUACGGCCUCACCUCUGAGAUCUCCAAGAACUCGGAGUCAGGCUACAUCCUCUUCUACCAGUCCAGAGACUAACUGUCCCUGGAGAGGACAGCGCCUUCCAGUGGAGCAGAGGAGAAAAGCCCAGUGCCUCAGCAGUAGGAAUAAUGGACCAUACUAGUGUAUACCCUCGGUGGUGUCACACACCUGCACAGGUGUCAUUCAUACCUGUGUAUAUGGAGCUACUGCAGCUCAGCCUACUUCCCCCACCCAGUCAGCCUACUUCCCCCACCCAGUCAGCCUACUUCCCCCACCCAGUCAGCCUACUUCCCCCACCCCGUCAGCCUACUUCCCCCACCCAGUCAGCCUACUUCCCCCACCCAGUCAGCCUACUUCCCCCACCCAGUCAGCCUACUUCCCCCACCCCGUCAGCCUACUUCCCCCACCCAGUCAGCCUACUUCCCCCACCCAGUCAGCCUACUUCCCCCACCCCGUCAGCCUACUUCCCCCACCCAGUCAGCCUACUUCCCCCACCCCGUCAGCCUACUUCCCCCACCCCGUCAGCCUACUUCCCCCACCCCGUCAGCCUACUUCCCCCACCCCGUCAGCCUACUUCCCCCACCCAGUCAGCCUACUUCCCCCACCCCGUCACUUAGGCUGAAGAUACUGCUACAGGGGAGAGUUGUGUCAAAUGUUCAGUGGAUGUUGUAUCAAAGUUUUAUGAGUUGGAAAGAUGCUUAAUGAGGGUUGUACAGAGGUUUUGUGAAUGAGGCGUUGGUUUUAGCAUGGGUGUUUGGGUGGGUUGAGUGGUUAUUUAAUGAUUAAUGUGUUGUAAUAUCGGCCAGGCGUCUGCACACUCCUUCAGACUGUAAUACUGCUUUGGUGCCUGGCUGGGGCCUAGUCAGUGUAGACCAGUUGACUGCAGGAGGGGGGAGGCGAGUGUUCCAAGUGUGGGGUGCUUGGGUCGUGUAUUUCUACCGUGUACAAAAUGUGGUAUUUGUAUAAAUAUGAGAAGAAUAAGAUAUUAUCAUAGGUGGGGAAAAACGUAAGACCAUGAGAAGAAUCUGUAUUGACACUUUGGUGCACUUUUGAUACCAUUUUGUAGGUGUUGGCAAGGUUUAUGUGAGGGUUUGCUUGAGAAAUGGUCAUUGUGAAAUGUUCAUUUUCUGUUUUAAAGAAAAAUUAAUAAAAGCUAAUAAAAACUGUG